Messenger RNA from Pangasianodon hypophthalmus (striped catfish), 3382 nucleotides. RefSeq names its product claudin 10b (gene cldn10b). Gene Ontology annotation, molecular function: structural molecule activity. The transcript has 5 exons. NCBI's taxonomy places the organism in Eukaryota, Metazoa, Chordata, Actinopteri, Siluriformes, Pangasiidae. Gene Ontology annotation, cellular component: plasma membrane; bicellular tight junction. The record is from RefSeq and is a predicted model, not a curated record. Bases 508 to 1335 code for a protein of 275 amino acids. Gene Ontology annotation, biological process: bicellular tight junction assembly; cell adhesion.
GGGAGAAUCCACAUGAAUUGGAAUGCCAGAGAUAUAAACAAUAACGAAUGUUCUGAUAACAAAAUAAUCCUCUAGAAACGCAUUAUACUUUGGUUAUACACACAAGGUCUGUAUCUUUUGACUUUUAUUUCUCAGUCUUUAAAGAACCAUACAAGAGUCUAGCAAAAAGCUCUGGUGUUUGUUCUGGUUCAGUCAGUUUUCUUGUUUGCACUUUAUUUCCUACUAUUCUCAAAAUGGGGAAUGGGCAUUACUCAUGAAAUUUGUUUUUACAGGGUGAAUACCGUGUAAUGUGUUUUGUCAUUAGUGUGUAAGGAGUUUGCAAAAAAAGUGAGUUUUGGUUAUUGAGAAACAUUUGAAACAUUUGUGUAUAUAUCUUUAAUAGUCUCUUAGCCAUAAGCAGUUAUCUACAUACCACAGUCACAUAAUGUCCUAAGGGGGCAGAAGGAGCCAUUUGUUCUAAGACUGUGACGAGUGAGGCCAAAACCCUCCCUAAAGUGUAGCCAGUGUAUGACUAAUUACCCUUCCAUAUUUAACCUGGGUUAUCCUGGACUACCUGUGCGAGGACCCUGUGAAGCACUUCUCCAAACACAUAGGCUUGGGCGUAAAGAAACAAUGGGUAAAAUGGCAAUAGAAAUAGCAGCAUUUCUUGUAGCCACAGCAGGCUGGGUGCUGGUAUCUUCCACUUUACCAACAGACUACUGGAAAGUGUCUUCAAAUGAUGGCACGGUAAUUACUACAGCCACCUUCUGGUGCAACCUCUGGAAGGUUUGUGUGACCGAUUCUACUGGAGUUUCCAACUGCAAAGAUUUUCCUUCCAUGCUCGCCUUAGAAGGUUACAUCCAGGUGUGCAGAGGCCUGAUGAUCGCAGCCGUGUGUCUUGGUUUCUUUGCAACUGCCUGUGCUCUGGUGGGAAUGAAGUGCACCAAAAUCGGAGGAAGUGAUCAACUCAAAGCCCGGAUUGCAUGCUUUUCUGGACUUCAGUAUUUUAUCGGUGGUCUCUGCUCUUUGACUGCCUGCUCGCUGUAUGCCCACAGGAUCAUGUCUGAAUUUUUUGACCCCUUGUUUGUGGAACAAAAGUAUGAACUGGGGGCAGCCCUGUUCAUUGGUUGGGCGGGAUCGGCCCUGUGCAUUUUGGGAGGGCUUGUGUUCUUCUUGUCACUGUUUGAUGGCUUCAGCAAAAGCUCAAGUAACGCUGACAGGAGACGAUAUAUCUAUAGGGCAUCCACUUAUGUUUCUAGUCCUGAGAAGGCACAAAACCAUUCAACCAAUGGCAGAAGGCCCCCGACAGAAUACAGUAGCACCUCGAAAAAUUUUGAUAAAAAUGCCUAUGUAUGAUGUACACAAAAGAAAAAAACAGCCACAUUUCCAUUGUCACAACCAUUCUGGUGGAGAGUUGAUGUAUUAUAACAAGAAAACAGAUGGUUAAUGGACAUUAUCCUCAAAACCCAGUUUAGGUUUUUUCUAUUCAAUAGAAAACAUUCUCCAAUGUCACAUCAUCCUGGUAGGCAUCACAACUGAAUACAGCAAUGAAAUUUAUAACAUUACAUCGUAAACAUUAAGAAAUUACAACCACAUACUUGGUAAAUAAAUAAAUCAAUAAAUAAGCUUAGAUAUUUGACGUGUUUACAAGUUAAAAAAAUAUUAAAUGAUCAAAUAUUCUACUUUCUCCCCACUUUACAGUUAAGUUAUUAUAUGGAAUAUAUAAGACAGGUUUGCAAGAUAUUGAAAACAAAAUGUUUUGAAAAGUAAACUGUUUAGUAAUUUAUUGCUGGUAAUAUUUAUUCAUUUUUACAUUCAAUUUGCAGAAUGUACUCUAUUUAUUUAUGGAGUCGCAGGACUGAUUUAAACCCAGACAUGUUCGUUGUCCAUGAACCUACACAGUUAUCUGAAGAAACACUUUAGAUUAAAGAUUGAAAGAGUAUCUUGAAGUGAGCCCCUAAUUCCUCAGCUGAGCUUUUAUAGAAAACUGUGUACUUCCUGCAUUACUGUAAUUACAGAUUUUUUCAGUUUAUCUUGUCAAAUAUCAUGCCAGAAGUGGUUGUUGUGGCUGUUGUGUAAAAUUCUGGGAAAUUUUGGGAAGACUUUGAGUAGAAAGAGAUGUUGAUCUGACAAAGAGUGCAGUUGUGAUUUUGCAAUAUUUUUGGUAUACAUAUGUAAUAUGUAAGUUGUUCCCAGUGCCAAAAUAAUAAUAAUAAUAAUAAUAAUAAUAAUAAUAAUAAUAAUAAUAAUAAUAAAUCUGUUUAUACUUUCUUGCUUUUUUUCAUCUUCAAGUUGUACAGUUUUGUUGUUUCUGUUGUUAUUACAUUAUUAAUAUCAUUAUAUUUUAGAUUCAAAAUUGUAGUAAUACUUUACAUGAAAGGCUCCAUUUUAAUAAUAUAUUAUGCUCUUAACAAGUAAUCAAUUACCGUUAAUUAAUAUAUUUAUUCAACUAUUCAUCAAGCUUAAUUAUUACUUAGUAGUAGAUUAAGUAUUUCGUCAUGGGUUAUUGAGUAAUUGAAAUUUUAGUUUAGCGGUAAACUAUCAAAGUAUGACAAACCUUUUAAAUAUAUAUUGAAAUAGUCUUUCUGAACUAGAAUAAUACAUUUUUGGGUUACUUUUUCUAUAACAAUACUUUAUUAAAUAAUUUGGCAUACGUUAGUAUUUCAUUUAAAAGAAUAAAUUUAGUGAAGAUAUUUUAUUCACUAAUAACAUUCGUCAUUGACUUAACUACAUUUUUUUUUCGUCUGCUUUCCAGGCAAGUUUUCACAAACUCUACAUAUUCUAUGAUUUAAAGUCUGUGCCAUAUUAAUAAUUUACAAUUUAAAACACCCAUACGAUUAUCCAUAUUUGAUAUGUACUUCAUAGGCUUAGGAAAAUUAUUAUCCUUAUAAUGUGCAUGUUACUAUUAAUAUAGUAGUAGAGCAAGGAUGUCUUAUGGAAUGAAGAGUAUAAAUUUGUGAUAUUUCAUUCCUAAAUGUACCAGUUUGUCUAACAGCACAGCUGGCAAUGGCUUUGUUGUGACUUGGGAUGCAAUUUAACCAAUUUUGCAGGUAAAGCCAUGCUUUCGACAUAAUUGAAACGAUAUGAAAUCAUGUGCACAUGUAAAAGCCGUACAUCAUUGUGCUUGGAAGAAUUCAGUAAAGUACUACUACAGUUUUGCCUUUUAUUAUUAAUGAAUUAUUAACGAAUUAUAUUUUUUUGUAAUUAUACUGUAUAUGGUGUUAUUUGCAAUAAAAACAAAGCAUCCAACAAAGGAGUCAACAUUUUUUUAGCGCGAGUGCAACUUUAGAAAACAACACCACACUGUCAGAGUGUCCAUACCUGCAUAACAAAUCCAAAACUCUCUCAAGCUCCUCUGGCCCGUGAAUGAUUUGUGACCUGUUUACUACUUUACUACUAAAAA